AAUCCAGGAAGUGGAAGAAGAGAGUUCUAAGCAUGGGGAACUAGGGACAAAGGGUGCUAGGGGUGAUAUUAGGACCGAUUUAGAAAGUCUUCAUGGACAUGAGUCCAGAGAGAGUUUAUUUCUGGGAGCUCCAGCCACAGGACCACCGAUGUCUUUCUAUAUAAAGGGAACCACUUAACCAGCAGCCGCCGCCACAUCACAUCUCACAUGAUUCUGUGUUUCUUGUUACAGUCUCUGGGGUCCUGGCCUUUGCCUGAGGCUCCAAGGCCUCUUGUGCCAUGUCUAAUCAAAGCCGAGAUGUGGAGUUAGAUCGCCUGGUCCAAGACAAGCCGCUUAGCCACAGGACCCCCCAUGCUGCUUCCCAAAACAUAGCCGAGCAUCUCCCCAAUGUGCCGAGCUACCGGUACCCCACCACCCGCAUCCCUGUCCUUGUCAACAGGAGGACGGGGGUGUCGAAGCCCAGUUUCGUGAAGGAGGCAAAGCGCUCAGUCCGCCGCUUAGUGCCUGCCACAAGAGAACACCCAGCUGUGAAAGUUGAAGAUGCUGACACCGAGAGUGAGCCCCUCCAGGUGGAGGAAAAGUCCCCAAGCCCAGUGUUGCCACCACCAUCCCCAGCCAAAUCAGAAACCCUCACGGUGCCUGGCGGAGCUCCGGGAACCAUCAGGAAGAGGCUGCCAUCACAGGAUGAGGAGGUGGAAGAGCUCAAGGCCCUGUCUCCAGCACAAUCUCCAGUUGUUGCCUGGUCUGGCCCAUCCAGUCCCCAAGGAAACGAUGCUGAUGAACGUGCUGAGUCCACAGCCAGCCAGAAUAGUGCGGUCAUCAAUGACCGACUCCAGGAGCUGGUGAAACUCUUUAAGGAACGGACUGAGAAAGUAAAAGAGAAACUUAUUGAUCCGGAUGUCACUUCAGAUGAGGAAAGCCCUAAACCAUCCCCAGCCAAGAAAGCCCCAGAACCAGCGCCAGAAACCAAAGCUGCUGAGGUUGAAAAGACUGGAGAGGAGGAACAUUACUGUGAGAUGUUGUGCUGCAAGUUCAAACGCCGCCCAUUGAAGAUGUACCGGUUUCCCCAAAGCAUUGAUCCCCUCACCAACCUGAUGUAUAUUCUUUGGCUCUUCUUUGUGGUCUUGGCCUGGAACUGGAAUUGCUGGCUCAUUCCUGUCCGCUGGGCUUUUCCUUACCAGACCUCGGAAAACAUCCACCUCUGGCUAAUGAUGGAUUAUCUGUGUGACCUCAUCUACUUGUUAGAUAUCACCGUGUUUCAGAUUCGCCUGCAGUUUGUCAAAGGAGGAGACAUCAUUACAGACAAAAAGGAGAUGCGGAAUAACUACUUAAAGUCUCGUCGUUUUAAGAUGGAUAUGAUUUGUCUCCUGCCCCUUGACUUGCUCUAUUUGAAAGUUGGUGUGAAUUCUCUCUUACGAUUGCCACGUUGCUUAAAGUACAUGGCUUUCUUUGAGUUUAAUAACCGGCUGGAAGCUAUCCUCAGCAAGGCUUAUGUUUACAGAGUCAUAAGAACCACAGCCUAUCUGCUCUAUAGUUUACAUGUGAAUUCAUGUCUGUAUUAUUGGGCAUCAGCCUACCAAGGAAUUGGCUCUACUCAUUGGGUUUAUGAUGGAGUGGGAAACAGUUACAUUCGCUGUUAUUAUUGGGCUGUCAAGACCCUGAUCACCAUCGGGGGACUGCCUGACCCUCAGACUCUCUUUGAAAUUGUUUUCCAGCUACUGAACUACUUCACGGGGGUCUUUGCUUUCUCGGUGAUGAUAGGACAGAUGAGAGAUGUAGUUGGAGCAGCAACUGCAGGACAAACAUAUUACAGGAGCUGCAUGGAUAGUACUGUCAAGUACAUGAAUUUCUAUAAAAUCCCAAGAUCGGUUCAGAAUCGUGUUAAGACUUGGUAUGAAUAUACAUGGCAUUCUCAAGGCAUGCUGGAUGAAUCUGAGUUGAUGGUACAGCUCCCAGAUAAGAUGCGGCUGGAUCUUGCCAUUGAUGUCAACUAUGACAUUGUCAGCAAGGUGGCUCUUUUUCAGGGCUGUGACAGGCAAAUGAUUUUUGAUAUGCUAAAGAGGCUAAGAUCUGUUGUUUACCUGCCCAAUGACUAUGUGUGCAAGAAGGGGGAAAUUGGAAGAGAAAUGUACAUUAUCCAAGCUGGACAGGUCCAGGUACUAGGUGGGCCAGAUGGCAAAUCCGUUCUUGUGACUCUGAAAGCAGGAUCUGUAUUUGGAGAAAUAAGCUUGUUGGCUGUUGGUGGAGGAAAUCGCCGCACAGCGAAUGUAGUGGCUCAUGGGUUCACCAACCUUUUCAUUUUGGAUAAGAAGGACUUGAAUGAAAUUUUGGUUCACUAUCCAGAGUCUCAGAAGUUGCUUCGGAAGAAAGCCAGGAGGAUGCUAAGAAAUAACAACAAACCCAAAGAACAGAAAAGCAUACUCAUCCUUCCUCCGAGGGCUGGGACUCCUAAACUUUUCUCAGCUGCUUUAGCAGCAGCAGGAAAGAUGGGAGCGAAGGGAGCAGCGAAAGGUGGGAAACUUGCCCAUUUACGAGCAAGGUUGAAAGAACUGGCUGCAUUAGAAGCAGCUGCGAAGCAACAGCAAGAGAUGGAGCAGGCCAAGAGUUCUGCUGCCUCAGCAGCUCCAGAUAAGACCGAGUCAGCAGCUGCAGAUAAACCAGAAUCGGUAGCUACAGAUAAACCAGAAUCGGUAGCUACAGAUAAACCAGAAUCAGUAGCUACGGAUAAACCAACGUCGGCAGCUCCACACGAACCAGAAUCGGCAGCUCCACACCAACCAGAAUCAGCAGCUCCAGAUAAAUCCCAGUUGGCAGCUCCAGAACCAUCAGCUGGACCAGAGCCAGCGGCUCCAGACCCACCGGAUGCCCAUCCUCCAUCUUCCUCCUCCCCCAAGAAAUCAGAGGGAGGAGAUGAUGGAGAAAUUGUGUCUGAAUCUCCUGACCACUCUGUCAGGAUUCGAAUAAGCACCGCCCCGGAGAGUGAUGAACAGAUUCUCUCUGUAGAAAUCCCAGAAAAGAAGGAUGACAAGUGAAAUCCACCCCCAUGCUAGUUCCUAGAAAGUCAUCCAAAAUCUGGUCCUCUCAUGUUCCAGCAGGCUACCUACAUUUACCUACUUAAGCUAGAGAAAUAGUUUUACUUUCAACAGCCUCUAAUUUCCAGUUAGUGGCCACAAACUUCACUAACAAAGCUAGGAUUUGGUUUGCCUUUUCUUUGUCCUUAGCUUGCAGGACUAAUAUCUUAGAAAUGAAGACCAUAACCUCUUUAAGAGACUUGCAACCCUGUAUAAGGCUUCUUGGAUCCCAGAAAGGAUUCUACUGAUCUCUGCUAUUUACUUUCCCAUUAAAUACUUGGUCAACCGUC
Molecule: messenger RNA, 3361 nt
Organism: Sarcophilus harrisii (Tasmanian devil)
Lineage: Eukaryota; Metazoa; Chordata; Mammalia; Dasyuromorphia; Dasyuridae
Gene: CNGB1
Product: cyclic nucleotide gated channel subunit beta 1
Exons: 18
Coding region: 279-3032 (917 amino acids)
Biological process (GO): monoatomic cation transmembrane transport; retina homeostasis
Cellular component (GO): photoreceptor outer segment; intracellular cyclic nucleotide activated cation channel complex; plasma membrane
Molecular function (GO): cGMP binding; protein-containing complex binding; intracellularly cAMP-activated cation channel activity
Source: RefSeq, a predicted model, not a curated record